Messenger RNA from Vicia villosa (hairy vetch), 1108 nucleotides. RefSeq lists its product as uncharacterized. The record is from RefSeq and is a predicted model, not a curated record. The coding region runs from base 476 to 1081 and encodes 201 amino acids. NCBI's taxonomy places the organism in Eukaryota, Viridiplantae, Streptophyta, Magnoliopsida, Fabales, Fabaceae. The transcript has 7 exons.
UUGGUUUUUAUACCAAGCACUCACAAGUUAUUGGUGAAGUUCACAGGAGUAACUUCUGUGAAUGAUGUCAACAAACACGACAUACCCCCCAUGCAACGCGCCUUCACCAGUUUCCCUGAUAUUAUGACCGGCAAGUUUAAGAAGGAUGUGUUGAUCGACGUUAUUGGCGUGAUCGAUGCUAUUGGAUAUCAACAAACUCAAAGUGGAGGGAAAAAAUGCAGGUCAAUUUUGUACUCAGGGAUGCAGCCAACAACACAAUGAACUGCACCCUCUGGGAGGACUAUGCCAAACAGUUUUCCAAGUUUCACGAGGAAAAUCCAACAACCUCUGGACCAACUGUGAUUUUGCUUAGCUAUGCAAAAGUUAAGGAACAGGGCCAAUACCCGCUAUCCGUUACAAAUACAUUCCAUGUUACAAAACUCCAGAUCAAUCCAGAUUUGCCUUCUGUUAAAGACUUCGUAAAUGGGUAUCUUCCAUGUCAGUUAUGGUGUUCCAUUCAUUAUUUGCGAUGGUUGCUAAUAUAUUUUAUCUUAUAUCCUCAUCCAGUUUCUCAAAGGAGGCUUUGCGUACCGUUUCAAGCCAGCUUAGCUCACACUCUCAGCAAUACUCGCGCAGCUCGAAUUCUGAGAAUGUUAGACAGAGUGACACUCAAAAGCUGCUUAAUAAGGUUGUUGCUCUACCUCUGAGUCAGCUUAAACAACUGCGCGAGGACACUUUCUGUGCUACUGUUGCAAAGACAAGGAAACUCAUUGCUUCUUCCUAUGGAUGGUACUACCGGUGCCGCCAUGCAUGCACCAAAGCUGCACGCGGUGAUAAACCUCCAUACGAAUGUGAUAAUCACCAUUUGACUGAGACGGAAAUAUAUAAGUAUAAGAUUGAAGUUGAAGGAUUCCAUCUUGACACGUCCUACAAAUUUAUUUUUUGGGACAGGGAAUGCCAACAAAUCUUAGGUAUUUCAGCUGCUCAAAUGCGCGACACAAUGAUACAGGCUGGUAUUACAGAUCCUUUGGAUUUUCCCUUAAAGCUUGAUGCCAUGUUGGACUUGGAUCUGGCUUUAAGAGUUAGAUGGCAGCCUAGUUAGGACAGCUCCUCUGUUAUUAUGUUUAUA